Molecule: messenger RNA, 2373 nt
Organism: Apis florea (little honeybee)
Lineage: Eukaryota; Metazoa; Arthropoda; Insecta; Hymenoptera; Apidae
Product: FMRFamide-related peptides
Source: RefSeq, a predicted model, not a curated record
CCCCGUACACACUCGUUCCACCGCAGCAACAGGCCGCAAACCUCGCGUACAACCAUCUUCGAGUACGCGAACGUUUUUUUCCCCCCUCUGUUCUCUCCUCCUCCCUGCCGUCUCUCUUCUUCCUCCUCGCCUCGAAUCGGCCGAAAACCGCACACCACACGCGCGCACGCAUACACACGCGCGUCGGAGGGAAGAGGAAAACAUCGUCGGAGAGACCGGUUGAAAAAUCUCCCUCGUAGCCACACGAUAACGAGAGUUGCGACAUGAGGAGCUGUUUAUCAUCGUUGUACGUGCUGCCCUUCAUCUGCAACUGCGUCCUCGUUUCCUCCUCCGUGUUGACUACCCUGAAGGCCGAUGGAGGUUUAAGGAUCUUCAAAGACGCGCCCAACGAGUUCGAGGAAGCGUUGAAGAGGCAUAGCAUCGACUGCCGCUCGGACAAGAGAGAGAAUUCCCAAGGAUGCAGCGGCUCGUUUUUCAUUAGGGAUGAGCGUAGCGAUCCAGACGGAGGCAAAGAGAGAUUUUACAACGGCGACGGUGACAGAAGUUCGAACAGAUCCCCGCGCACUUGGAAAUCGCCCGACAUCGUGAUCAGAUUCGGCCGAGCGGGCUUCAAGAGCUUGAACAGGGAGCAGAAACGGGGAAGAAACGACUUGAAUUUCAUCAGAUACGGUCGAGGCAUGCAGAUUUAUCCGGACAGCGUUGUGACAGCGAUAUGCUCGAAUCUAUUGUCGAACGAGGACAUCCAACCAUACGAGGCAAGGUUAUUGCGUUUCUGUAACAGCUUGAACAACAAUGACGUCGAUCACAGAGAAAACCUGGACUUCUUCGAGGAUCGACUCGGCAUGAAGCACGAUUAAAAAGAAAAGAAACGCUCUCGAUCCAUCGCGCCAAUUCAUCGAGAUUUGUCGUGUGUCGACCUCUCGGGACGACUCGCCUCGCCUUAUUACGAUCUUACAAAUUUUUCCCAUGGACAACGUUGUUAUUGGCCGAUCCAUAUAUCGAGUUACGAACUUUCCUCGUAAGCUUUCUUGUAAAAUAAAUUUUAUAGAUUCGGUUCAUGCUUUCUCAUUCUCAAUAUAAAUUAGCGUUACGUUACUUGUAUAGAGGUUUUUUUUUAAUCCUUUGUAACUUGACGUUAUUAUAAUUAAUACUUAAUUUAUAUUAUUUUAUACAUUUAAUGUUUUUGUAAUUAAUAUAUAUAUAUAUAUUAUAUAUAUAUUACAUAUGUGUGAUGUGAUAAGACGUUUAUUAAAAUUUAAUUUAUGAUGGAAACGAAUAUUAGUUCGGCAUUGGAUCAUAACGAGUUGACAGUCCGACGGUAUACAGAUUUUUCUACUUAAAGUUUAAAGAUUUAUCGUUAUUGUAGUACAACUAUUUUUUCGAAUGUUAUCUUUAUUCGAAUAAAAGAAUUAUAGCUCAUAAAUAAUCGGCUGCGCAAAUUAUUGCAUUUUCAGUUUAUUAUUAUUAUAAAAUAAUAGUUUGCGAAAAAAACUAGAUUUGUUUAAAUUUUAUUCAAAAAUUAUUUAGAGAUACUCGUUCAGUUGAAUAAAAAUGGCCGAACGAAUAGCGUUGUUCCAUAUGUUUCUUCUGGGUAUUUUAAUAUGCAUCCACCUGCGUGUACAUAGGAAAAUUGUAUCACCGAUCUCAACAUCGACAUGACGUUGCACGCGAAUCGAUUCACAGGAAAUCGAAGAAGAAAAAAAAGAUAAAUCGAACGUUCGAACGAUCAUUGUCGAUGACAAAGAUAUCAUCGUUCCAUUGUUGUAUUGUAUCGGAAAAUAUUUUGGUCAAGUCCAUUUAUUAUUAUCAACGAAUCAUCUUCGUCAUUUUAUUUAUUGAUGAAAUAGCAACGAAAAUUUCGUAACAGAAAAAUUAAUCUCUUUUUUUAUUUUCCUUUUUCUUUCCGUGAUUUAUAAACAUUAUAUCUCUUAAAUAAUCAAAAUAUAUUAGGAUACAAAGGUUAGAAUCGAGAAUUUAAAAAAAAAGAUAAAGAUUCGCGAUAAGAAAAUUUAUAAAGGAAUAGAAAAAUUGAAUAAUAGAAAAAAUGCUUUUAAUUAUUGCGGGAUAGGGACGAGAUAUAAUAAUUUUAAAAGAUUAAUUAUUUAAAAUAAAAUUAUAUAAAUUGUAAAAUAACGUAAUGAAUUUGUAUCGUCUGAUGAAGUUAAACGAUAAUUAUAUCUUGUUUUUUAGCUCUUUCUUUUCGAAGAAAUGUAUCUUUUUAAAAAUACGUAAAUAGCUUUACUUGAAUUUAGUUAUUGUUUUUCUCGACUAUUCUAUGAUUGUAGUAUUACGAUACUGUAAUAUCGUCUGUAAUCUGAACAUCAUUCUUAAAAUGAAUGUAAUUUAAUACACACGUAUAAUUAAAUAAUUAAA